Mus musculus (house mouse) is the source of this 12959-nucleotide messenger RNA. It is a transcript of the gene Zfp846, whose product is annotated as zinc finger protein 846. The transcript has 7 exons. NCBI's taxonomy places the organism in Eukaryota, Metazoa, Chordata, Mammalia, Rodentia, Muridae. Bases 641 to 2026 code for a protein of 461 amino acids. Gene Ontology annotation, cellular component: nucleus. Gene Ontology annotation, biological process: regulation of DNA-templated transcription. The record is from RefSeq and is a predicted model, not a curated record.
UUUAAGGCGUGGCUGUGUGUGCAGCUCGCCGAGGGGCGGUCCCCGUAGGCCCGAAGCCUAGGACGGGCGGGUCUCACGGGCACCCCGCCUCCCUCUGGCGAAUGCUCUCCAAGCUUCCAUCUGCUCGCUCGCCCUCUGCAGAAGCCGCCUUCCAGAUUCCUCUUCCAGCACAGAAGCCCGCCACGGGCCAUCUCUCUGCAGCCGCCGCCUCCACUGCACAGCCCAGCGAUUGUGGAGCUCGGGAACUCUGUGUAGGGACUCAGACCCCAUUCUUGAAAAAAAGAGGAAGGUAGAAAAGAUGGUGGCUGAUUGCCUGACAAAUUGUUACCAGGUCUCAGUAACUUUUGAUGAUGUGGCUGUGGACUUCACCCAAGAAGAAUGGAUUUUAUUGGAUCAAGCUCACAGAGACCUCUACAGAGAGGUGAUGCUGGAGAACUACCAGAACCUGGCCUCAGCAGGAUCUCACUCUGUAGCCACAGCUGAACUGGAACUCAUUGUAUAAAUCAAGCUCCCUGAAUUCACAGAAAUCUGCUUCCCAUGUGCAAGUGCUGGGAUUGAAGGAUGUGAGGUCAUCAAACCCAGUCUGAUCUCCUGGUUGGAAGAAGAGGAUUUGCACAGAGAAGAUCUCCAAGAAUGGGAAAUGCCACUUGGCACCCAAGAGUCACCAUUGCAUCAGGAUUUUUUGAGGGGACAGACUUCCAGUGGAAUACAAACAGGCAGAAGCCACAGUGCACACGAACUCUGCUACUACACACAAUGUGGGGAAAUUUUCAGUGAGCACUCAUAUUUCAAGACCCAUGUGAAAACUCAUAGUGCAUGGAACACUGGACAUCUCACCCACUCAGAUCAUGAUGUGUCUGCUCAAGUGCACACCAUAAAAACGUACCCAUGUAAGAUUUGUGGGAAAGCCUUUGGACGAUCUUCAAAUCUCAAUAGACACCUGCGAAGCCACACUGGAGAAAAACCCUAUGAAUGUAAGGAGUGUGGGAAAGCCUUCACUACCUACUCAAGGCUAGUGGAACACUUUAGAACUCACACUGGAGAGAAACCAUAUAAAUGUAAGGAUUGUGGAAAAGCCUUUGCUAAGCGGUCAGGCCUUAUAACUCAUAUAUCAACCCAUGCUUCAGAGAAACCCUUUGCAUGUAAAGAGUGUGGAAAAGCCUUUGCUUCAUCCCCACGCCUUAGUCAGCAUAUAAGAAUUCACAGUGGAGAGAGACCCUACAUAUGUAAGGAAUGUGGCCGAGCCUUCCUCACGUCCUCAUACCUGCGGAACCAUGUAGGAAGAACUCACAGUGGAGAGAGACCCUAUAUAUGUGGAGAAUGUGGAAAAGCCUUCCAUUCUUACUCAAAUCUACGUAGACAUGUAAGAACUCACAGUGGAGAAAGACCCUACAUAUGCAAGGAAUGUGGAAAGGCCUUCCUCAAUUCCUCAUACCUACAUAACCAUAUAAGAAAAACACACAGUGGAGAGAUGCCUCAUAUAUGUGGUGAAUGUGGGAAAGUCUUCCAUGCUUCCUCCUACCUGCGUAGACACUUAAGAACUCACAGUGGAGAGAGACCAUGCAUAUGUAAGGAAUGUGGGAAAGCCUUCCUUAACUCCUCGUACUUACGUAAGCAUCUAACCAUUCAUACAGGAGACAAACCCUACGAGUGUAAGGAAUGUGGGAAAGCCUACCGUAGGUACAAUCUGCUACACGACCACUUAAAAACUCAUGCAGUUGAAAAGCCGUUUGAAUGUGAUGUAUGUGGAAAAUCCUUUCAGUAUUUCUCAUACCUUAAUAAACACAUUCGUAUUCACACCGGAACAAAACCUUAUAAGUGUAAGUACUGUGGGAAAGAUUUCACUACUUCCUCAAGCCGAACUGAACAUAUCCGAACUCACACUGGUGAGAGGCCCUAUGAGUGUUCGGAAUGUGAGAAAACCUUCACUUCCUCAUCUAACCUCAUUCACCACGUAAAAAUCCACGCUAGAGAGAAACCUUUUGUUGAGAAUAUAGGGAAGCCUACAGUAGAUUUUCCCUACUAGCCAGACACUUGUAACUCACCGUGAGCAGUCACUUCAGAUAGGAAGAAUACCAGAAACCCUUCACCCCUCAUGUCUUGGUUUCGUCAGACUGGGACUUACACUACUAAGAAGUCAAGGAAUGUGCAACAGCCCCCAACUGUGACAGUUUACUCUGAAAACAUGAAAAGAACUCAUACUCAAAAUGACCCAUGAACUUAAGGAAAGAAACAUAAUCAGGAAGUGGCCCUCACUACUUCCUAAGACCUUACUAAAUAUGCGAGACUUCACAAUGAGGGGAAAUCACUGAUGUAAGAUGCAUUGAAGGUUGUAGUUCUGUUAAGUAUUUUAAAAUCACUUGUCUCAACAGUUGAGAAAACCUUCAUGAAGGUAAGGAAUGUUAGAAAGUUAACUAUGAACUCAAUUUUCAGUGUUUAGUAAGCAGUAUAAUUCAUACCCAAGAGAAAUUAACUAUAUGGAAAUUUUGUCCAUGUGUGCUGGCAGCAAUAAGGCCUGUUGAGUGAUAUUUAUUGUGAACUUUCGCCCUGAUUCCUGUCCUGAUAUAUUCCUGGAGUUAUAAUACAUUUUCUUUUCUUCAAGGAACUCCAUUUUAUGUUGGCUGCUAUAACUUCUGGAUAGUAAGCUGGUGUUAUGAGGACUUUUGAACUAUAAACAUUGUUUUAGUGUACUGUAGAUUCUGUUGUUGGCUUACCAACUAUUAAACAUUCUACCCUAUAGUAGCUUACAGCAGCUGAGUUUCAUGAUAUAGUCCUCACCGUCAUUAAAAUGUUCCUGUUCCCUUUUCACAACUUUUAGAUAAAAGGUGAUAAAUAAAUAAGCAACAAGCUAGCAAAGUCCUUUCCACAAAUACAUUGAGCUAGGAAUUCAUAAAUGCAUCAGUCCUUGAUAGAGCCGGAGCCCUCAAGAUCUAGAUAGCUCUCCCAUCCUACACUGAACUCUACGGCCCGAGGAUCCAGCCGUCAGUGCAUGAACUUUUGGGGGUCCAUUUCAGAUAUAAAUCAUAGUACAACCCCUCCUGGCUUCUGGUAAUUCCUCAAGAUUAUAAAUAACUUGACUGCCUGGGGACAUGUUUUAUAAUCAUUAUAACUGGUAGCUGUUUUCUGUUGUGUGUGUGUGUUGGGAGUGGGAGAGGAGAUGAGACAUGCACUGGAAUCUGUUCCCUUCUUCCACCAUGUGGGUCCCAAGGAUAAAACUCGGGGUGUCAGGCAGGUCUUGGCAAGCCUUAGCUCACUGAGCCAGCUCACUGACCCAUACUUUUCAUAUUCAGAACAACUAAACAGGGACUGGAGAGACAGCCUGUUUGAGAGGACCAGCGUUUAGUUCCCAGCACUCACACUGGGAUGCUCACAACUGCCUUUACACACACUCCAGGAGGUCAGACUCUUCCUCUUCUGGUCUCUGGGUACCCACACAUACAAACACAUAAAUAAUGAGGUCUUUUAACAGGAAAAAGACAACGAAUACAGAGUCCCAAACCCUAUCCUUUGCUGGGAACCCAUAACACAUAUGUUCCAUGUUCUUAAUCAAUCUAGAUCAAAACUGAAGAGAAAUAGAGACAUCACCUAUAUAUACUUUUGCUCAUUAGAAUUAUUCAAAAUUAUUGAUCUUACAUUUUUUUUCCAGCCAUACUUUUUUUUCUUGGCAGAAAUUUCAAUAAACAUUGUAGCUAAGGCUUUUCUUGCUUCUAUCCCAGCCUCCUGUCCCUGUGUUUUGCCUCUGGUAGACCUGGAUGGUGCAUCAUACUGAGCCUUCUCUCAGUACUAUGCAUAAGAAACUUCAUUUAGUCAGGCACCAUUAUGACUUCCCACAGAAACUCAUAGCAACCAUUUCUUCAUAGUUAGUGUCUUGUAUAUUGUUUGUUGUGCUUUGGGAAGUACCUAGGGUACAGCUGCCACACUAUUACAUUUUUAUUUUGUAGAAGGCAGCAGAUGCACGAUUCAUAGCAGAAGACAGCCGGCAGCAGGCCAUGAGUCCCAGGGAUCCAACUCAGGCUGUCUGGCUUAGCAGCAAGUUCCCUUUCAUCUGAGCCAUCUUGGAGUCUCCUCUAUGUUUUUAUACUUACAAGGUUUGGUUGUUUUGUGGAGUUUUGCUUGGUUGGUGUUUUAUUGUUAACAUUGUUUGGUUUUUGCUUUCUUUCUUUUUAUUGCCAAUCAGUAAGCUAUAUCCCUGGCUCCACAUUUUCCCAUACAACUUCUCUGAUAAUAUGGUUUUAUUGUGUAGUCCCAACUGCCCCGGAGCUCAUGUACUCAGAUGGACAUGGUUUGCACACACAACAUUGAUCCCAGUACUCAGGAGGCAGAGGCAGGCAGAUCUCUUGAGUUUGAGGCCAGCCUGGUCUAUAGUGUGAGUUCCAGGAUGGCCAAGGCUAUACAGAGAAACUCUAUCAAAGAAAGGGAGAGGGAGAGAGAUUGGUAAUAAAAUAAGAUAUAAUAUAAACAAACAUUCAGAAGAAAAAAACGAAAGGAUAAAAACAAAAAACAUAGACACAUUUGCACAUAAUAGAAAUCAAAUAAAACAAAAUCAGAAACCAAUAUAAAUGCAAAGACCUGUAAGGCAAACCUCCAGUAAUGCCAUUAAAUUCAUUUUGUGUUGACCAUCUACUUCUGGGCAUUAGAGUGGUUUGUGUGUCCAUUGAGAUUCCAUAGGAGAAAACUAAUUUUUCCUUUGGGAGAAGUUGUCAAUUGGAAAUGACUUCAGGACUAGAGAUGGGGGCUUAUGUGCACUUCCCCACUAACUGCUGGGACAAACCCAUCUGGCUUAGACCUGUGCAGACUCUGUGAUUGGUGUCAUAGUCUGAGUUUAUGUGUGCCAUUCCUGCUAUGUCUAGAAGGCCUUCUUUCCUUGGUCUCUUCAAUAUCUUCAGGGGGAAUUUGUUUACGACAGAGCGUUCCAAGGUCUCUCCCUCUCUGCAUAUUGUACAGUUGUGGGUCCUUGUGUUUGUUCCCAUCUACUGCAGGAGGGAGCUUCUCUGACGAUGGCUGAACAAGACACUGAUCUGUAAGUAUAGCAGAACGUUGUUAGGAGUCAUUUCAUUGCUGUAUUCCUUUAGCAGAACAAUAGUAUUUAGUUUUCCCCCAAGUUCAUGGCCUGUCCAGUCUCAAGUUCUUGGCCACCUGAGCAGUACUAGGGAUGAAUUCCAUCUCAUGGAGUAGACCUUAACUCCAGUCAGAUGUUGGCUGGUCAUUCCCACACGCUUUGUGCCACUAUCACACCAGCGACCUGCAGCUGGGUGACACUGAGGAUCCCUUUGUCCUCUGACAGUGUGCAUGGCAUCUUUCGGCAUCGUGAACACUAGUCAGGAGGGGUCAAUGCUCCCAUUGUGGUUGUCCUCUCUCCUCCAUCUGUUCUAUUUCCCUGUCCCAGGGAGACCCAUUGUCCCCACCUAAUCUCUUCCUCCAUACCUAACCCCUCUGGCUCUAAGAUUGUAGCUUGGUUAUCAUUUAUUUGACAGGUAAUGUCCACCUAUAAGAGAAUACAUACCAUAUUUAUCUUUCUGGAUGGGUCUGGGUUGACCCAGGAUGAUUUUUUUUCUAGUUUUAUCCAAUUUAUCUACAAAUUUCAUGAUUUAUCGUUAGCAGCUGAGUAAUAUUCCAUUGUGGAAAUGUUACACGUUUUCUUUCUUUCUAGAUGUUGAGAGACAUCUAGAUUGUUUCCAGUUUCUUGCUAUUAUAAAUAGAGCAGCAAUGAAUAUGGUUGACCAAAUAUCUGACUCUGUAGCAUACAGUGUAGUGUCCUUUUGGUAAAUUCCCAAGAGGGGUAAGGCUGAGUCUUGAGGUGGAUUUAUUCCCAGCUUCCUGAGGAACUGACACCAAUUUCCAUGUGGCUGUACAAGUUUGCAUGUGACGGUGUUUUAAGGAUCUCUUAAUUUUGGCAUCCCAAAUUUCUCUAGUUCUGUGAUUUCAGAAGUUUUCUCAAUAUCCUUAAAUGUAAAGGUGUUUGUCUUCAAGCCUGUUGACCAGAAUUUAGUCUCUGAGACUCACAUGGUAAAAAGAGAGCACCAGCAUUGUCAAGUAGUCCUCUGAUUUCCACAUAUGUGCUCCCCUACCCUGAAAAAACAAACAACAAAACGAUGGAUUGGUUGUGUUGGUGUUUUCAUACAUGUCCGUGGUGUGCUUUCAUACAUGUCCGUGGUGUGCUUUCAUACAUGUCCGUGGUGUGUUUUCAUACAUGUCUGUGGUGUGCUUCAUACAUGUCUGUGGUGUGCUUUGUUCAUGUUUACUCUCAUUCCUCUAUCUUGUCCUCCCAUCGUCCCUGCUACUGGUUCCUGUCUUCUUCCAAAAUAUUGCCCUAAAAAGGCUUUGAAGUUAGAAUUUACAUCAAAACCACAACUCACAGAAAGUUCAUUAAACUUGCAUACUGAGGGAUGGCUUAGUGCAGAGUUCUCAACUCAACCUUCCUAACGCUGUGACCCUUAAAUAUAGUUCCUCAUGUUGUAGUGACCCCCCAACCGUAACAUUAUUUUUGUUGCUACUUCAUAACUAAUGUUGCCAGUAUUAUGAAUAGUAAUGUAAAUAUCUGAGGUGCGGGAUAUACAUACAUACAUACAUAUACAUAUACAGAUAUAUAUAUAUAUAUAUAUAUAUAUAUUUGAUAUGUGACCCCUGUGGAAGGUCAUUCAACCCCUCCCCACAGGUGGAGAAAUAAUGGCUUAGUGGUUGAAGAUGCAUGCCCCAAAUCAGGAAAACUGAGUUCCACUCCUGGAACUCACAAGAUGGUAAAAGAGAAUUGCCACGGCAAUAAUGCACCUGCCACCCCCUUCCCCAACAAGUGUCAUUUUAAAAAUGAGAGAAACUUGCAUAAUGGAUCAAACCCCAAGUGUGUGUAUUUUUAUUGGAGGAGGGGUUCUCAAUCACCUCUGUUUGCUAACAAAUGCCUGAGCUAAACGAAUCUGCCUUAGCUUCAUGAUUAGGUCGAAGUAUAUGUGCACAUCGACAUUUUCAUCUCCAAAAAAGAAUCUAUAGCUCUGCAUUGUGCCACAUACUUACAGUAUUGGUGCUUGGGAAGCUGAGGCAGGUCAGUCACAAAUUCCAGGUCAGCAUAUACAUAUGUGUAUGUGUGUAUAUAUGUGUAUGUGUGUAUAUAUAUGUAUACAUGAAUAAUAUAUGUAUAUAGCAUAUAUAUACGUGUAUAUAUAUAUGGUAGUAGUCAGGCCAUUGCCUCACAUCUGUAAUCCUAGCACUCAGGAUGUGAGAAGUUCAGGGCUAGUUUUGGCUAUAUAGAGAGUUCAGUGCCAUCCGGGGAGACAGGAGAUCCUAUCAAAAGAAAGAAGUGAGGGAAAAGAAAGAAAGAAAGAUGUGUUUAUCAAUGAAAAGGACAGGGUUCAUAUCUCUUGUGUCCACCUAGGGCAAGGAUUCUACAUGGAUCUCCAUCCUGUAAAACGUACUGUGCACUUGUGGAGACAGGCAGAACCUUUGUGGCCUGAGUGGGGUUGCUCUACAGUUUUAUUCAAGUGUGUCUAGUGACACAGUCAGAUAACUACUCAAUACUUUUGUUGCCCACAAUCCAAUAAAGCCAGCACUGAGCCAAGCAAGAGAACCCAAACUGUCAGCUCCCUUAUGAUCCCUUUAUAAUCUGUGCUGAAACACAACUUUAUACCCCAUCCUCUAAGUCUAACAGAGUAUACUGUGGCAGAGGACAAACAGCUAUGUUAAAUUUUUAAAUUCUACACUUUAUUUUGUUGAAGUAGAAAAUGAUGAGAAUCCAGCUUUGGUUUGGAGAAAGUAUGUGGGAAGGUUUGACUGAUGAUAAAUGCUGUCACUGAAUCUGCUGGAGUUUGUUACAAAGUGAGAGGUUUUGAGCAGGUCCAUGUAGUAAGUUCCAGACCAACCAGGGCUGGAGAAAUCCUACCUCAAAAGCAAAACAUAAUUCUAUCUUGAAAGUAAGAGGCUUUAGAAAACGAAGUGGCAAUAAAGCCAUAAAACAAGCAAUAGACAACGCUUCCAGGGCAAGUUAGAUGAAUCAGCGGGGAAAGGUGCUUGUCACCAAACCUGACUAUCCAAGCUUGAUCUUUAAGACUUACAAGGUGGAAACAGCAAACCAACUACCUAAGAUUGUCAUCUGAACUCCAUACAAGUACCAUAGAAACACACACACACGCAUACAAAAUAAAUGAAAAAUAAUAAACAGCCUGCCGGGCAGUGAUGGCAUACGCCUUUAAUCCCAGCACUGGGGAGGCAGCAGCAGGUAAAUCUCUUGAUUUCAAGAUCAGCUGGGUCUACAGAAUGAGUUCCAGACAGCCAGAGAUACAGAGUAGUGAGACCCUGACUCAGAAAAAUAAAACAACCCAGCCAUAAUUACAUGUAUGUUAAAAGGGACUUUGAGGAGUUACUAUAAAACUUUAAUUUGUUGCUUCCUUGGUACUAAGUUAAUGUGGACAGCUUCUGUAUAAAGUUUCACAUUGUUAAGCCAUCACUGUUGUCUUGGAAACCGAACUCCCUUCCUCUGCAGGUCUGGAUUUAACAUUACAUUUGACCUUUACAUUAUUUAGUGUAUUUUAUGUAUAUGGGUAUUUUGCUUGUUUAUAUAUCUGUGUAUCAUGUGUAUGCCUGGUUCUCAUGGAGACCAACCAGAAGAGGGUGUUGGAUCCCCUGGAACUGGAAUUACAGAUGCUUGUGAGCCACCAUGUGAGUUCUGGGAAUCAAACUUGGGGAUGGGGCUAUGGAAGUAGUCAGUGCUCUUAACCACUGAGCCAGCUCUCUAGCUCCUACAUUUGACGUUCUUAUGUAGUAUUUGAUAUGUAUCACGGCAAUAAUUGAUUGAAAUAUACUUUCAGAUCAUGAAUAAAUCCUAGCGUAUAAAGUGAACACAGUGGGAGUGGGAGAUGGCUCAAUGGAUAAAGCACUUGUCCCACAGUGUGGGACCAAAGUCUGAAUCUCCAGAACCCAAGUAAAUGAGGCGUGGGCAUGUCUGCCCACGUGUAAUUUCAACACUCCGAAGGCAGGAUCUCCAAAGCAAUCUGGCUAGCAAGAGCAGCUGAGAGACCCGCCUCUGUGAAUACGGUGGAGAGGAAGUGAAAAAGACUCUUCAUGCUGCCCUGGGACCUCCACAUGCCCAUUCAAACACACACACCGUACAGGACUACAGAAUUUCUCUAUGUAGCCAUGACUGCCCUGGAACUCACUCUGUACACCAGGCUGGUCUUGAACUCAGAGAUCCACUUGUCUCUGCCUACCUAGUGCUGGGAUUAAAGGCAUUGGCCUACUGCCCAGCAGACUGGAGUCAAUUUUUUAAUAAUGCUUUGAUACACUCAAAACUGAGCACACUGCACAAACCUAGAGUCCAAGCUACUGUGGAGGCAGGAAUAUUACUUGAGUCCAGGAGUUCAAGCCAGCACAGACAACAUGGUGAGAUCCCAUCUCAAAAAAUCAGCCAGUGCUGAAAUCUCAUUUUGCAUGACGAUGCAUUGAACUUCCUCCAUCUUUAAAAACAAAUACAGGCUGGGCAUGGUGCAUGCUUUGAAUCUUUCUUAGCAUUUAGGAGGCAGAGGCAAGUAGAUCUCUGUGAGUUCCAAGCCAUCCAGGACUACCUUGUAUCUAAAAGGAAGGAAGGAAGGAAAGAAGGGAAGGAAAGAGAGGAAAGAGGGAAGAAAGGAAGGAAAAAACAUAGGUGUGUGUGGUGAUCAGUCCCUUAACCCUACUCAAGAGGACAGGACUUUGAGGCAAUCCUAAGGUACAUAGCAAGACUCAAAGACAUAAAAGCUAGGCGUGGCUUAGUAGCAGAAGUGGUUGGAGGCCUCUAGCAAGCACAAGGCCUUGGCUUUGAUCUUCAGCAGUGCCCAAAACCUACACAGGAAUGAAGCUCUGACGUACCUAGUGUGUGAAUGAACACUCCCUUCAGCUUCAUACCUGAAUGACCUACAUCUGUUUGGAUUGUAUAUUCUAUUUGCAUUUAUGCUCUGAUUCAUAGCAACUUCUCACAGAAUGGAUUUGCCUUGAACAAACUAAAUAAAAAGAUACUAAAAGAGAAAAAGGAUGAAAUAAAAUUUAUCAUGGAGAAGUAUCUGAAACCUGCACACAAUUUUUGUUUGUUUGUUUGUUUGUUUGUUUUUCAAGACAGGGUUUCUCUGUGUAGUCCUGGCUAACCUGGAUCUUGCUUUGUAGACCAGAGAUCCACCUACCUUUGCCUCUCGAAUGCUGGGAUUAAAGGCAUGCACCGCCAUGAGCACACACUAUAACAGAGCCUCAGCAUACAUGCAAUAGAAGAAUGCACCCAUCCACACCCACUCAAAUUAUCAAUAAUAAGAACUUGGGCUGCUGAGAUGGCUCGAGGUGAGGUGAUGGAUAAAGGUGCCUUCCAGAACUAAUAGGAAGGAAAGAGAGAAGUGAUUCCCACAAGUUGUUCUCUGAACUCUACAUGGAAACUGGCAUCGCAUGCAUGCAUGCAUGUAUGUUUAAGACUACUCAUACAACAAAGCCUAUAGAAAUUUUUAAAAAUUGAAGGUGGAGUUAGAAGCCAAGAAGAAAACAAAAGAACAGAGAAAAUACUUGGAAACUAACUUCAAAAUAACUUACAGAGAACUUAAAAUGGUGAACCAGAAAGAAGGUAUGAGGAGAAAUUAUAAAAAUACUUUGAAGUGACCAAAAUGAACACCCAGCACAUUACAUCGAGGUGGUCAAAGCUAAGUGAGUAUGUAAGCUAUCCAAUCCUUAUAUUAGGAAGGAAAGCUACGUGUGCUCAGGCUGGUGUGACAGCUCAGUAGGUAAAAGGGUGCUUGCCACUAGGCCUGACAACCUGAGUUCCGUCCCUGGAACCCACACAGUGAAAGGAGAGGACCAUCUCCCAAAACUUGUCUUCUAACCUGUACAUGAGCACCAUGGUAAAUAUGCACUCAUGCGCACACACAUACACACACGAAUUUAAAGAAAAAAAGAAAAGUUAUCUACACAGCCAGACCCUGCCUCAGAACUGAGUUCAGAUCCCCAGAACCCAUGUAAAGCUAGAUGUGGCUGCCUGACCCCAUAUUCCUAUGGGCUGGUGGGAGGUAGCGACACAAUAGUUGGAGGAAACUCACAGGCCAGCUAGCCUGGCAUACCAGCUGUGAACACCAAUAGAUCCUGUCUCAAAUAAAAGGGAAGGUUAAGACUGACACCAGAGGUUCCCCAACCUCCCUCCAUCACUCCCUCUACAUACACACACACACACACUGGUUAUGUAGACACACAAAGAUAUAUUUUUUAAAGAUUUAUUUAUUAUUAUAUGUGAAUACACAGUAGCUGACCUCAGACACAACAGAAGAGGGCAUCAGAUCUCAUUAUGGGUGGUUGUGAGCCACCAUGUGGUUGCUGGGAUUUGAACUCAGGACCUUCAGAAGAGCAGUCAGUGCUCUUACCUACUGAGCCAUCUCACCAGCCCACAAAGAUAUUUUUAAAGGCCUCAAGUUGAUAAUCUAACUUGCCACAGCAAGGAACUAGAAGCUAAACCCAAAACACUUAGAAGAAAACAAAGGCAACUACUCACAAUACACAACAACUAUUACUAUAGAACCCGGAGAGAUGAAAAUAAUAAAUCUAUGCACCAAGUGUCUGUUACUUUUAGCUUUGUUUUAGCCUUUUUUACAUAUUUAUUUUGUGAAUGUUGACAUGCGCCAUGACACACAUAUGCAGAACUACUUGCAGGAGUCAGUUCAUUCUUUCCACUGUGGGUUCCAGGGAUGUAACUCAAGUAGCUAAGCUUAACUGCAAGUCCUUUUACCACACUAGAGCUCUGGGCAGCCCAUUGUUUUCUUUUGUUUUGAGAUACUGCCUGUGGAGGUGGACCAGCAGAUUAGGGAACUUGCUGGCAAACCUGCCUACCCGAGUUUAAUCUCAGGAACCCACAUAGUGGAAGGAGAGAACCAACUCCAGCAAGUUGUCCUCUGACAGCUACCUGUACACACUGAUCCACUCCACACACUAAAUAAAUGUAAAAGAAUAAUAAUUUUAAAAAUCAGUUAAGCUGGCAUAGUAAUGCAUACCUUUAAUCCCAACACUCCAGAGCUAGAGGCAGAGGCAGGCAGAUCUUGGUGAGUUCAAGGCCAGCCUUGUCUAUAAAACCAGUUCCAUGUCAGCAAGGGUGAUACAAUGAGACCGUGUCUCAAAAAAACAAAACCAGUUAACCAAAAGAACAGUUGAAUAUUGACAAGCAAAGGAGUAUACUUCUGGAUGCAUAAGCAUAUUACAAAAUGUACAUUAAUAUUUUGGCUUUUAAAUUUUUUCACAGUAUAUAGUAUGUAUUAUAUAAGUAUCUUCAUACAACUAUAAAAUAUAUAUUGAUUAUAUUCUACCCCAUAAUUCUUUACCCUCCUUUCCCCCAUAUUCGUCCCCUUUGUUUCCCUACACAGCUUCACUUCUACUCCAUGUCUUAUAUAUAUAUACAUAAUUUUAUGUAUCUAUGUAAAACCUAGGGACUAUACAUGAGAAAAAAACAUUUGUCAUUCUGAGACUGGCUUAAUUUACUUGAUAAGACUACCCCUGGAUGCAUCCAUUUUCCUACAAAUGACAACUGUUUUUAUAACAUGUAUUAUAUGUGCUUAUUUGUGUGCAUGUGUGUUCAAGCAUGCAUAUGUGCCCCACAACAUGUCUGUUGAAGUCAGGACAACUUACAGAAGUUACUCUCUCUUUCCACUAUCUGAUUGGCAGCAAGUGCCUUUACCCACUGAGCCAUCUCCUGGCCAUCUUUCUUUAAGACUGAUAAAGAUUCCAUUGUGAAACUGGCCAGCUGGCUCAGAGGUCAAACGUACUUGUCACCAAACCUGAUACCCUGAGGUCUAUACCUGGAACCUACUUGUAUAUGUCAAUCAGUGACACAUGCCUCCCUCAUCCCCCAACAAAAUAAGUACAAAAAAAGGAUUGUAUUUUGUGUAUAUAGCAUAUUUUGUCCAUCCCUGUUGUUAGAUACCCAGAUUGUUUCUAUAACGAGCUAUUAUGAAUGGUGCUACAAUAAAUACUGGUGUAAAGUA